Aedes albopictus (Asian tiger mosquito) is the source of this 840-nucleotide messenger RNA. RefSeq lists its product as uncharacterized. NCBI's taxonomy places the organism in Eukaryota, Metazoa, Arthropoda, Insecta, Diptera, Culicidae. Gene Ontology annotation, cellular component: mitochondrion. The transcript is spliced from 3 exons. The record is from RefSeq and is a predicted model, not a curated record. Gene Ontology annotation, biological process: mitochondrial respiratory chain complex I assembly. Bases 119 to 766 code for a protein of 215 amino acids.
GCACUUGAGUGUUUCACGUGCUCACAGGCAGAUGGCUAUUCGGUGUCAGUCCAUUGAAGUGAUCGAUGUAAACAACAAAACAGUGUGAGCGCAGCAGGCGCAGAUUCUACAUUCAAUCAUGGCAUUAUUACAUAAAAAAUCUAGUGAAAUACCGGAGGAUGCCGUGAGAUUAAACGAAAAGGAUGCCUUGAUCUACUUCAUGAAACUGGUUGACGGUUGGCCGGAUAAGUGGGAAAUAUGGCCCUUGGCGUUCACCCCUGGAAUUCUGGGAGCAUCGACGGUCAUGUCCAGCAUCUACAUCAAUACUCACUACCGAGGGAAGCUCAAGCUGGGCACCUACGGGCGCCUGUCCAGUUACAUCCCGGCAGUGAUACUGCCGGCCCUAAUGACCACAUUUUUUCACAAAUUCUACGUGGUACCGGAAGUGGUGCUCAACACACGCCAGUGUCCGGUUUGUGUUCAAACCAAGGCUGGACUGCUGCAGGCAGGGUUCAGCACCGCUUACCCGAUGCUGCUAGCCCCGAUGUCUGCCUUCAUGUUCGCCACGCGACAUUUCACCUACCGGUUGCCAUCGAUUACCGAACACCCGCGGGAAGUCGCCAAACUGUACAAGAAACUGUCCAGUCCGAUUAUGAUGCCGGUGAUUGCCCUGCUGGCUUUCAACAUGAUGACGUCGAUGUUCCUUACGGGCAAAGAGAUUCAGACUGUGUACGACAUUAACCUGAAACUGCAGGAAAAGGAGCAGGUGGAAGAGUUGGAGGAAUGAUGGAAGAAGUACUCAUAGGUUGAGAUGUAAUUUUGUAGAUAAAUGUUGAAUAGAAAUAAAAUGAUAAACAUUUA